Molecule: messenger RNA, 612 nt
Organism: Brassica oleracea var. oleracea
Lineage: Eukaryota; Viridiplantae; Streptophyta; Magnoliopsida; Brassicales; Brassicaceae
Product: ethylene-responsive transcription factor ERF021-like
Exons: 1
Coding region: 64-612 (182 amino acids)
Biological process (GO): regulation of DNA-templated transcription
Molecular function (GO): DNA binding; DNA-binding transcription factor activity
Source: RefSeq, a predicted model, not a curated record
UCCACAAUACAAAAAUAGCAAACAUUUUUAGAAAGAAAACUUACUUCUCUGUGUGGUUUGUUCAUGUCUGGUCAUAGUAAUUCCAAUAACAAUGCACGAAGUGAUGGACAAGCUGGUAUACCCUCUGCCUACAGAGGAGUCCGGAAGAGAAAAUGGGGCAAAUGGGUGUCAGAAAUCCGUGAACCAGGGACCAAGAACCGUAUCUGGCUAGGGAGUUUCGAGACUCCUGAAAUGGCCGCAACCGCCUAUGACGUGGCAGCAUUCCAUUUCAGGGGACGAGAGGCUCGUCUCAACUUCCCUGAACUCGCCAGCAGCCUGCCACGCCCUGUAGACUCUAGCUCAGACAGCGUUCGCAUGGCAGCUCAUGAGGCAGCACUCUGCCUCAGAACCGAACCAGUGGAGUCAGCCAUGCAAGUGGACACCUCAAGCUCCUCCAAUGCAGGUCCAACGAUGGUCAGACUCUCCCCCAGAGAAAUUCAAGCGAUCAACGAGUCAACUCUGGGAUCUCCUACCAUGAUGAUGCAUUCAACAUAUGAUUCAAUGGGGUUUGGCUAUGAUACGGGGAUGAAUGUGUGGGACACAUACCUAACUGACUCUCUUUGGGACCCUUAA